AUGUCGCUGCCGGCAAGUUCUACGUUAGGCGUUUUCGCUGGGCCAGCGUUUACCAAUCAUGCUUUUACUUCUUACGCACCAAACACUCCUGAGCGAGACCUGUUAUCACAGGCUCUCGACGAGUUAAAGAGCGCGGCUCCGCACGAAGUGCAUCCUUACGUGAAUGGCAAAGUGGUCGUAGGGCAGGCCACAAGCACACAGAAGAGCCCCUUCGACCAUGGCUUGGCGUUGGCCAGAUAUUCAGAGGCUACCCCUGGGCUGGUGGCAGCAGCCAUUGCAGGAGCUCUAGAGGCAAAGAAAGCAUGGUCGAGGACUUCUCUCCAGGAUCGUGCGGCGAUCUUUUAUCGAGCAGCAGCCCUCAUCGAGGGGCCAUACAAGUACAAAAUGAUGGCUGCAACGAUGCUCGGCCAGGGAAAGAACGCAUAUCAAGCGGAUAUCGACUGUGUCGCAGAGUCUGUUGAUUUCCUGAAAAUGUUUCCUUCCCUCGCCGAGACUUUGUACAAAGCCCAACCACCUAUCAACGCCUAUGGAGUUUGGAAUCGAACAGAAGUCCGGCCGAUCGACGGGUUUGUUUAUGCUAUAUGCCCAUUCAACUUCACAGCGCUUGCCGUCAACCUUGUGCUGGCACCCAUCAUUGUGGGAAAUGUGGUUAUGUGGAAGCCCAGUCCCGGAGCUAUCUACUCGAGUUGGCUUCUCAAUCAGAUCAUGAUCGAAGCAGGACUGCCUGCUGGCGUGCUUCAAUUUGUCCCCGGCGAUGCUGAGCUUGUGACUGAGGCAGUUUUCUCGAGCAGGGAUCUUGGUGGCCUGCAUUUCACAGGAAGCACAGCUGUGUUUAAAAGACUGCUUGCUCGCGUAGGUGCCAAGGUGGACACUUGGAAGUCGUAUCCACGUUUUGUUGGCGAGACUGGCGGCAAGAACUUCCACUUGAUUCACCCAUCGGCGGACAUUAGAAACGCUGCUUUGAAAUCGGUACGCGCAGCGUUCGAAUAUCAAGGUCAAAAAUGCAGCGCCUUAUCUCGAGUCUAUGUUCCUGCCUCCCUGGCAGACAAAUUCAAGUCGAUACUGGUGGAAGAAACGAGAGCGCUGACAAUGGGCGAAGCCUUUACAGACUUCAUUGGCCCUGUGAUCAGUGAAUCGGCCUUCAAGCGGGUAGCGGGUUACAUUCGAGAUGCACGAGAGUCCACGGACAUCACAGUGCUUGUUGGUGGCGACUUUGAUGACUCCAAAGGCUGGUUCAUUCGACCCACGGUCAUCGAAACCAAGGACCCCAUGAGCAAAUUCAUGAGAGAAGAAGUCUUCGGCCCUUUCAUGUGCAUUUAUCUUUACGACGACAAGGACUUUGGAUCCAAGCUUUUCAAACUCAUCGACGAAACAUCAGAAUAUGCCCUCACUGGUGCCAUUUUCGCCAAAGACCGAGGGGCCAUCAUUGAAGCCACCGAAGAACUUAGAUUCUCCGCUGGCAAUUUCUAUAUCAAUGAUCAAUGUACUGGUGCAAUGCCGGGUCAACAGCCUUUCGGAGGAUCACGGUCCAGCGGAACCAAUGAUAAGGCAGGUUCAGUGGGCUUGUUGAGCCGUUUCACCUCACAGAGAACGAUCAAGGAGAAUUUCCAGACAAUUGACACGGUGUUGUAUCCGUCAAACAUGCCGUAA
This is a messenger RNA of Exophiala xenobiotica, 1650 nucleotides long. Its product is annotated as 1-pyrroline-5-carboxylate dehydrogenase. Lineage: Eukaryota; Fungi; Ascomycota; Eurotiomycetes; Chaetothyriales; Herpotrichiellaceae. Gene Ontology annotation, cellular component: mitochondrial matrix. The record is from RefSeq and is a predicted model, not a curated record. The transcript is spliced from 7 exons. Gene Ontology annotation, molecular function: L-glutamate gamma-semialdehyde dehydrogenase (NAD+) activity. The coding region runs from base 1 to 1650 and encodes 549 amino acids.